Messenger RNA from Drosophila bipectinata, 1214 nucleotides. NCBI's taxonomy places the organism in Eukaryota, Metazoa, Arthropoda, Insecta, Diptera, Drosophilidae. The record is from RefSeq and is a predicted model, not a curated record.
GAAAUCAAUCCAAUAAUCUUUUUAUUGUCAGUCAAAUACUGUUUUGGAUAUCUUUAAUCAAAAUUGCAAACAUCUAUUUUGGGCAAUCGAGAAAUUAUGGCAGAUAUACACGAGCUAAUUGUGAAGUGCAUAAUUUUUUUGUACCAGGUGUAUUUGCUUUUUCGAUCCAUUCACCCUCUCAAAAAGGAUGCCAUGCUGCUUAUUUUUCACAAUAUUAUGCUGUACUAUGUGAUCAAUAUGUUUAAACAUCUGGCUCAAGAUACUAUUAACUCUCCUGGUCCUGUAAACACGUUCUACUAUUUACCUCUGGUGUAUGAGGAGCCUGCAGGUUCGGAAUCAAAUCACAGUUGGCAUGAAAUUCUCAGGUCUUCCAGCUGGCUCUUUUUCGAGUCCCUGUUCCGCCAUCAUUUGGCCCUGUUGUUGCCGAUUAAUUUGGCCCUCCUGGUUCCCCGCUGCAAGUUGGGCUUCAUUAGCUCUUUGGUGCUAUUGUCUAACCUGGUGAUGUUCGGAUGCUUCGCUACAGCCAUCUGCCAGCUGGUGAUUUUUACCAACCAUGCUGCCAGCCUGCGCCUCCUCACGAUUCUGUGCCUGGGUCCCAUGUGUCAAAUGCUCCUGGUGAUGCGCCUCCUGGUCCGCAUUUGGUUCAGUAUGUGGAUUGUUGUUUGAGGCGCAGAAAUUCGUACCUCAGCCGUCAUAAUCAGUAUCCGUAGCCCGAAGUUAGUAGCUGCAAUCAAAGCAAUAAACCAACCAAAGCAACCGGCUCUUUCACUGGGAAACGCAACCGAAAAUCACUUUCACUCCGCAAACUGCCAAACUGCAGGCAUUUAUGACAGCCCAGCAGAAAGGGGGGCUGGCCGGCGAUCUCCUGGAACUUGUUUGGCACAAGGGCCAAAAUCGCAUAACAAAAUUGUUGCUGAAAAGUUGAACAAAUAUUGAGGUCAGCAGAAUGUCGAGUAGAGUCUCGAGCGGGCAGCAUUGUUGCUGGUGCAAACUGUUUGCUAGCCUUUGGCACAAACUUCUUACACGCUCCCCGGCCCCGACGCCAGUCGGACUCGGAUCCGGAUCCGGAGCCUUUGCCGUGGCCGUUGUCGUCGUCGUAGCCGUGACUCUGAGUCCAGAGUUGAGCUGGGGGGAGAGGCCUCCGCAGAGGCUCGCCCUGAACGAAAAAUAUUCAUAUUCAAAUAUUUGUCAAUAAUACAAAAUGGAAAAAAUGA